AUGACUGUCAACCCGGCCGAUGACGAAUUGUUCACGAGAGCCAUCUCCGGAUACCGCGAAGCGUUUUUGGUUCAACAUUCCCAUCUCUCGGAAUCCGAACAAAUACAUCUCUGGAGGGAACGGCUGGGGCAAUUCAUGCCGGCCCCCCAGGAACCCGUAGGGAAGCCGGGGAAACGGUCUCGACAAGAUGCGACACCGCGGACGAUACCCCCCUGUGACUCUGGUCUCCCGCGGGCAAAACGGAGAGCCACCACCCCGGACCUUGCAGACUCCGACCUGACUCGGAAUCUCUCCCACGCCUCCUCCCCCGACCUACCGCGGACCGCGUCCUUGUCGACCCCCCAGGGAGCCUACCGUCACACCGCCAUGGUGCGCUCCCAAAGCCAGCAGAUCCCGGUCUCCCAUCGACACCCACCGGCCGGGGCUGCCAUGGGCAAACGCCAAUCCUUCGGCCCCCGGACCCGUCGUCUCGACCAUGUUGACGAAUACUCGCCAUCCGAGUACGCCCGCCAUUUGGACAUCUCGCAAUCGUUUGAUCCGGCCUGGACAUUCAACGAACGGACUGGACCAUCCUUCCCGUGCCCCUGGACGUCCCCUUUCGACCAGGCCUCGACAUCGGCGGUGGAAAUGUCACGCAGCGAGACCACCGACUCACUCAUCGGCGGAAUCAACAUGUUCCGCUUCGACUCGUCCGGACCAUCCUCAACCCCCAACUCCCACGGCUCCAUCCCUCCGGAUUGGGUGCCAAGUUCCUCUCCUUUUACGUAUCAAGAUCCCGUUCUCUCAGUAUAUCCUGACCUAGAUCCCACAAUUCCCAUGCCCUUCCCCACCACCACCUCAUCCUUUUCAACAUCCGCUCCCCCAUCCACCGCCUUCUACCCCAUGCCCCACGCCUUCCCCUCGAUCGAGGCAGCAGAAAUGAAACCCUCGGAUUCAUUCGACAGUAUCCGCUCAGCAUCUUCACCAUCGCGCGCCGCACGCCGCACUCAAGAGCAGAUCGCCCACGGCUCUCGCCCCAUUGCACCAAAGAGCGACGCCCAUGACAGCACCGUGUGCCUCUCCGACCCAAGCGAUCCACACAAGAUGCUCCGUAUCUCCUCGGCAGACGGCACAACCAAGGAAGUUGCUGCGAUCCCCAAAGCAUCGAUCCACAGACCUCCGCGCCCAAAGACAUACUGUCAUCUCUGUCAAGACCAUCCGGACGGCUUUCAUGGCGAUCACGAGCUGCGCCGUCAUAUCGAGCGCGUGCACUCUUCCGUUCGCAAGGUGUGGAUGUGUGUCGAUAUCUCGACCGAUGGGAAUUUCCUUGGCAACUGCAAGGCUUGUCGGAAUGGGAAGAAGUACGGCGCAAAUUAUAAUGCCGCGGCGCACUUACGUCGCACCCAUUUCAAUCCUUGCCAGCGGGGUCGUGGUGGCCGUGGGAAGGACAGCGAGAAGCGCGGUGGGAAGGGCGGAGGUAAUUAUCCGUCCAUGGAUGUAUUGAAGCAUUGGAUGGUUGCCGCUGAGGAGGUCAUUGAAGAUGCAUCUCUGGACGGUCUCGACUCAGGGAUGGCCGUCCGGGGUGAGAGCAACGUUCCGAUGCAUAUCGCGGUUGACACGACCGUCUGUGAGACUCUUGAAGACUAUGUCCCGUUUGAGAUGGGAUCGACUCCCUUUGAUGGGUAUGAUCAAUUCUCCGAGACGCCUGGUGUGCCCUUCAAGCUCAACCUGGAGCUCGAGGAGCAAGCUUCUCCCAAGUCCCCACUCUAUUUCGACCCGCAGCGACCAUUCUCGCCCGAAGUGGAUUCAUAUGUGUGA
Molecule: messenger RNA, 1797 nt
Organism: Penicillium nucicola
Lineage: Eukaryota; Fungi; Ascomycota; Eurotiomycetes; Eurotiales; Aspergillaceae
Exons: 2
Coding region: 1-1797 (598 amino acids)
Source: RefSeq, a predicted model, not a curated record